GAUCCAAUAUAACAUCAUUGUAACUUUUACUUUUUCCUAAUCCUAGUUACCUCGCAUAAUCUACAUUUCUUUUUUAAGAUGGCCCGUUCGUCUUCUUCCGGCGUUGAUUCUCUCAAUUCCUCAUCUCGUCUGCCUACCAGCGCUCCCUCAUCGCCUCCGCAGGCCGACGACUUAUAUAACGUAACAAUGGGUGUUACCUCGACCUUCACGGAGCAGCGGAUGCUCAAUGAAGAGAAGAAAGCUCGAGACGAGAACACUAGGGCUGAAGCAAAGCGACUUGCCGCUAAGAGGAAGCGCAAGAAGGUCCAAUUAUCGCCGCAAGAGCGCGCCCGCAAAGCGAAAGAACUAGACGAGCUUCUUCGCAAGAGUAAAAUCUUUAGCGACAUCCUUACACAGAAAACGAAAGCUCUUGGUCGUGUCGGUCGCGACUUCGAUAACCAAGCAUUGGCAGACGCUGGUUUACAAUUGAAACAACAGCCUAAAAUCAUGAGUGGUGGAACUAUGCGAGAUUACCAGUUAGAAGGUCUGACGUGGAUGUAUGAGAUAUGUUUGCAAGGACUAAGUGGCAUAUUGGCCGAUGAAAUGGGACUAGGAAAAACAAUUCAAGUCAUCUCACUUGUUGCUUUGCUUAGAGAACAGGAGAGUUACUUCGGUCCUCACCUAAUAAUAGCUCCGUUAAGUACGUUGUCAAAUUGGCAAGACGAAUUCCAGAAAUGGACUCCGACGAUACCAUUCGUGAUGUACCAUGGCACUCCGCAAGAGCGCCAGGAAAUUUUCCGCACAAAAAUAAUGAGGAACUAUCAGAAGGGGCGCCCCUCGCAGCGAUUUCCAGUGGUUUGUACUAGCUAUGAGAUGGUCCUCAGAGACCGUGCCAGUCUCUCGAAAAUCGACUGGGCCUUCAUCGUAGUUGAUGAGGGUCACCGAAUGAAGAACGCCGAUGCGAAACUCUUUAGGGAACUACAGCAGUUCAAGUCAGCAACUCGACUACUCAUAACAGGAACGCCUCUCCAGAACAAUCUCAAGGAAUUAUGGUCUCUCCUUCACUUUUUAAUGCCAGAAACCUUCCUCGAUUGGGAGGCAUUUGAAGUAUGGUUUGAUUUUAGCGAUUUGCAAGAUGAAGAGGGCACCACGCAGUUCAUCGAGGACAAGCAAAGUCAAGAUCUCGUUUCCAAGAUCCAUAAGGUUUUGCAGCCCUUGCUACUUCGCAGAAUCAAGGCAGAUGUGGCCAACUACUUACCAAAGAAACGAGAAUAUGUCUUAUACGCCCCUAUGACGAAAGAGCAAACGGAUCUUUACAAUGUCAUUGGAGACAAGAAAACCGACACCAGAAGUUACCUGGAGAGCAAGGUCGUCGAGCGGUUAACAGAAACUCGCAACAGUCCGAGCUCCAGGAAAUCGAGUCGUCAGUCAUCGCGUGUAACUAGCGCAAACACAAGCCAAGCGCCAUCACCACCAGCGAAAAAUGCGUUUUCGAUGAUGAUGGGUAAGAAAGGAGGUUCGACAUUGAAAGUAACGCCUAAAGACAGUUCUCCUGCGUCUCGUGUCAGAGGGACUAGCAAAAGGAAAGUCCCACCAACUAGUGAGGCUUCAUCUCCGAAGAGUAGCAAAUCAAGUCGACAAUCCACUCCAGCUGGUAGUAUUCGGGGCCGGCCACGUAGGGCCCGCGCUUCGUAUAAAGUGGCGGACGAUUCCGAUGAUGAUAAGCUGGAUGAUGAUGCAUUUGAGGCGAAAUUAGCUUCCGAGCUUGCUGCUAAAGAUGACGAGUCGGAUGAAGACCUUCGGGACGAAGAGGAAAUCGAGCGAGCUGCUACUCUCGAGAUGGCCAAGCUUCAAAUCGCCGAUAAGAAACUUGGAAACCCCAUCAUGCAGUUGCGGCUUGUGUGCAACAGCCCUCACAACUUCUACAACCCGUGGACAUUCGACGACAAAGUACCCAUAGACGAGAGCAUUGUGACAGCUUCUGGAAAGAUGCUGCUCCUGGACAGGCUCCUUCCAGAGCUCUUCUCACGCGACCAUAAAGUCUUGAUAUUCUCCCAGUUCAAAACGCAAUUAGACAUUCUGCAUGACUACUGUUCCGAGCUACGCGGAUGGAACGUAUGCCGAAUAGAUGGAGGAGUUGCUCAGGAGGACAGAAAGCAGCAGAUUAAGGAAUUCAAUGAGAAUUCUGAUUUCAAGAUAUUCCUGUUGUCGACGAGAGCGGGUGGUCAGGGUAUCAAUCUAGCGAGUGCGGAUACGGUGAUUCUUUUUGAUAGCGAUUGGAACCCGCAGCAAGAUCUACAGGCACAAGAUCGUGCUCAUCGAAUCGGUCAAACACGCCCCGUCGUCGUCUACCGAUUGGCGACAAAAGGAACCGUCGAGGAAGAGCUUCUCAUGAGUGCCGAUGCAAAGCGUAGGCUAGAGAAACUCGUCAUCAAGAAGGGGGGGUUUAGGACGAUGGGUCAAAAGCUCGAUAGCAACGAGGUUAUAGACAAGGAAAUCCUUCAGUCCUUGUUGUUGAAGGACGGCGAAGAAUAUCAGCACUCGGGAGGAGAUCGGAUCCUGAGUGACGAGGAUAUCGAUGUUCUUUGUGAUAGAAGCGACGACGCCUUCGAUCGAGCUGCGAGAGGUGCCGGUAAUGCUGAUGGUUUCCAGGUCGUUGAAACGGCCGCCGAUGGUAUUACUCAGAUGAAAGGAGAGUAGCUGUAUUAUGGACUUGAAAAUGGGUUUGUUUUAACAUAUAGGUAUGCGCUGGCGUUACUGAUUGCCGGGUCGGAUUAGAUCGAAUGGUGCAUCUAGCAUUACCAACACCAUUUCCAUGUACAACUGCUAAUUAGUAGAACUACAAUUAAGACGUUCUACCUCUAUCCUUUCUCGGUCAUUCCCUUCACUUGCGAUCCCAAUUGAUUUAUUCAAUCUACUCGGUUAAUCAUAUUCCGGCAGUAUCACAACUAUCCUUUCGGCGAUAACGCUAAC
Molecule: messenger RNA, 2952 nt
Organism: Annulohypoxylon maeteangense
Lineage: Eukaryota; Fungi; Ascomycota; Sordariomycetes; Xylariales; Hypoxylaceae
Product: SNF2 family N-terminal domain-containing protein
Exons: 4
Coding region: 79-2679 (866 amino acids)
Cellular component (GO): nucleus
Molecular function (GO): ATP-dependent chromatin remodeler activity; ATP binding; DNA binding
Source: RefSeq, a predicted model, not a curated record